Molecule: messenger RNA, 10038 nt
Organism: Galeopterus variegatus (Sunda flying lemur)
Lineage: Eukaryota; Metazoa; Chordata; Mammalia; Dermoptera; Cynocephalidae
Gene: REV3L
Product: REV3-like, polymerase (DNA directed), zeta, catalytic subunit
Exons: 31
Coding region: 11-9070 (3019 amino acids)
Biological process (GO): double-strand break repair via homologous recombination; error-prone translesion synthesis
Cellular component (GO): nucleus; zeta DNA polymerase complex
Molecular function (GO): DNA-directed DNA polymerase activity; DNA binding; nucleotide binding
Source: RefSeq, a predicted model, not a curated record
UCUUUCUCAGAUGGCAUUCAGUAUCGACAGAGCACUUAAUGUGGCUUUAGGCAAUCCAUCUUCUACUGCUCAGCAUGUGUUCAAAGUGUCAUUAGUAUCCGGAAUGCCUUUUUAUGGUUAUCAUGAGAAGGAAAGACUCUUUAUGAAGAUCUAUCUUUACAAUCCUGCGAUGGUGAAAAGGAUAUGUGAACUUUUGCAAAGUGGAGCCAUAAUGAAUAAAUUUUACCAGCCUCAUGAAGCACAUAUUCCCUACCUCCUACAGCUCUUCAUUGACUACAAUCUUUAUGGAAUGAAUUUAAUAAAUCUGGCUGCUGUCAAGUUCCGAAAAGCAAGAAGGAAAAGUAAUACAUUUCAUGCAACUGGAUCAUGCAAGAAUCAUUUAUCAGGAAAUUCCCUUGCUGAUACUUCAUUUCGGUGGGAAGAAGAUGAAAUACCAUGUUCUUUAAUACUAGAAGGUGUUGAACCACAGAGUACAUGUGAAUUAGAAGUGGAUGCUGUAGCUGCUGACAUCUUAAAUCGGCUGGACAUUGAAUCUCAAAUUGGUGGAAACCCUGGUCUACAGGCCAUAUGGGAAGAUGAAAAGCAACGGCGAAGGAACAGAAAUGAAACUUCUGAAAUUAGCCAACCCACAUCACAAGAUCGCAGGUCUGUGCCAGCAACAGAAAGUGAAAAAAAAUUUCAGAAGAAACUUCAGGAAGUUCUCAAACAGAAUGAUUUUUCUGUAACAUUAUCAGGAUCUGUGGACUACAACGACGGAUCCCAGGAGUUCUCUGCUGAGUUAACAUUGCAUUCUGAGGUUCUGUCUCCUGAAAUGCUUCAGUGCACGCCAGCCAAUUUGGUAGAAGUCCACAAAGACACAGAAUUGAGCAAAGGUCAUACUAGACACAAAGUGGAGGAAGCUCUUAUAAAUGAAGAAGCAAUUUUGAACCUCAUGGAAAAUAGUCAGACUUUUCAGCCUUUGACCCAAAGACUGAGUGAGUCACCAGUUUUCAUAGACAGCAGUCCCGAUGAGGCUCUGGUACACCUUCUUGCUGGUUUGGAAAAUGAUGGAUAUCAGGGGGAAAGAAAUAGGAUGCCAUCGCCACGUCACUCCUUUGAAAACACUAGGUAUCCCCAAAAUAGUGAUGAUGAAGAGAAUGAACCACAGAUUGAAAAAGAAGAAAUGGAGCUUAGUUUGGUGAUGUCCCAGAGAUGGGAUAGCAAUAUUGAAAAGCAUCGUGCCAAAAAGAGAUCACUGUGCAAAAACACCCGAAGAAGUUCAACAGAAGAUGAUGAUUCAUCUUCAGAAGAAGAAAUGGAAUGGAGUGAUAACAGUUUGCUUCUAGCCAAUCUUUCUAUACCUCAGUUAGAUGGAACUGCAGAUGAAAAUAGUGACAAUCCAUUGAACAACGAAAAUUCUAGAACCCACUCUUCUGUGAUUGCAACCAGCAAGCUAUCAGUAAAACCCUCCAUCUUUCACAAAGAUGCUGCUACGUUAGAACCCCCAUCUUCUGCUAAGAUUACCUUUCAGUGUAAACACACAAGUGCCCUUUCUUCCCAUGUUUUGAACAAGGAAGAUUUAAUUGAAGACCUUUCACAGCCAAACAACACAGAAAAAGGUCUGGAUAAUUCAGUCACUUCUUUUACAAAUGAAAGCACUUACUCUAUGAAAUACCCUGGAACUUUAAGCAGUACUGUUCAUUCAGAAAAUUCUCAUAAAGAGAGUAGUAAAAAAGAAAUCCUCCCAGUGUCUUCCUGUGAAAGUAGUAUUUUUGAUUAUGAAGAAGAUAUUCCAUCUGUUACAAGACAAGUACCAAGUAGAAAGUAUACGAACAUUAGAAAGGUUGAAAAGGAUGUCCCUUUUAUACAUGCGAACUGUCACACUAGCGAGAAUACACUGGGCAAAAACUCUUUCAACUUUUCUGACUUAAGUCAUUCAAAAAAUAAAUUAUCCUCUGAAGGAAAUGAAAAAGGAAACAGCACAACUCUGAAUAGUUUAUUCCCUUCAUCAUUAACUGAAAAUUGUGAAUUGCUGUCAUGCUCAGGGGAGAAUAGAACUGUGGUGCAUUCUCUUGAUAGCAUAGCUGAUGAAAGUGGACUAAAUAAACUUAAAAUUAGAUAUGAAGAAUUUCAAGAACAUAAAACAGAAAAGCCAAGCCUCAGUCAGCAGGCAGCACAUUAUAUGUUUUUUCCCAGUGUUGUUCUUUCUAAUUGUCUCACUAGACCACAGAAACUAUCUCCUGUCACGUAUAAACUACAACCUGGCAAUAAACCAUCCCGGUUAAGAUUGAAUAAAAAGAAUCUUGUCAGUCAUCAGGAGACUUCUACCAACAGUAGUGAGACUGGAUCCACAAAAGAUAAUUGUAUACAAAAUAAUCCUUGUAAUAGUAAUCUUGAGAAGAAUAAUGUAUUGGCCAGUGAUUUAAUUAAAGCCACUCGUGGAACUUUUGAAAAUAAAACACCUACAGAUGUUUUUAUAGACUGUCACUUUGGAGAUGGAACCUUAGAAACUGAGCAGUCCUUUGGACUGUAUGGAAAUAAAUACACACUUAGAGCCAAACGCAAGGUAAAUUAUGAGACUGAAGAUAGUGAGUCAAGUUUUAUAACACACAACUCAAAAAUUAGCCUACCUCAUCCCAUGGAAAUUGGUGAAAGUUUAGAUGGAACUCUCAAAUCUCGAAAACGAAGAAAAAUAUCUAAAAAGCUACCCCCUGUCAUCAUAAAGUAUAUUAUUAUUAAUAGAUUUAGAGGGAGAAAAAAUAUGCUUGUGAAACUAGGAAAAGUAGACUCUAAAGAAAAACAAGUAAUAUUAACAGAGGAAAAGAUGGAACUAUAUAAAAAGCUUGCACCUUUGAAGGAUUUUUGGCCAAAAGUUCCUGACUCUCCUGCAACCAAAUAUCCCAUUUAUCCACUAACACCAAAGAAAAGUCACAGAAGAAAGUCAAAACAUAAAUCUGCUAAGAAAAGAACUGGUAAGCAACAAAGGACAAAUAGUGAAAAUGUCAAAAGAACUUUGUCUUUCAGGAAAAAACGAUCACAUGCUAUUCUUUCUCCUCCUUCACCAUCUUACAAUGCUGAAACCGAAGACUGUGACUUGAAUUAUUGUGAUGUCAUGUCCAAACUAGGUUUUCUUUCUGAGAGAAGCACAAGUCCCGUAAAUUCUUCACCACCUCGCUGCUGGUCUCCCACUGAUCCAAGAGCUGAAGAAAUUUUGGCGGCUACAGAGAAAGAAGCAAUGCUUUUUAAGGGUCCUAAUGCACAUGGUAGUAAGACUAUUAAUUCCCGUAUAGGGAAAAAUAGUCGAGCAAGAACACAGGUUAAGAAAUCAAAAGCAAAGCUUAUUAAUCCUUCUGCAGUUACUAAGAAAAGAAACAGACGAAAUCAGACAAGUAAACUAGUAGAUGAUGGAAGAAAGAAACCAAGAACAAAACAGAAGCAAAAAACAAAUGAGAAAGGUACAUCAAGAAAACACAUAACGCUUAAGGAUGAAAAAGUCAAAUCUCAGUCUGGUGCUGAAGUUAGGUUUGUGCUGAAACACCAGAAUGUAUCUGAGCUUGCAAAUAGUUCUGGAGACUCUCAAUUACUUUUUAAACAGAAGGAUGUGUCACUAAUGGGCUCUGAUCAUCCCCUUUCUGCUCCCCUACCCAUUGGAAUUAAUGCACAACAGAAGUUAUCUGGCUGCUUUUCUUCUUUCUUAGGAAACAAGAGGUCUGUAGAUUUGCAAACAUUCCCCAGUUCAAGAGGUGAUUUGCAUGCAUCAGUUGUUUGUAGUUCUAUUGGACCUGGAAUCUCAAAAAUUAAUGUUCAGAGGUCUCAUAAUCAAAGUGCUAUGUUUACUCUAAAGGAAUCAACCUUGAUUCAAAAAAAUAUAUUUGACCUUUCUAACCAUUUGUCUCAGGUAGCACAGAAUACACAGAUAUCUUCGGGUAUAAUGUCUCCAAAGACAGAAGAGAAUGCAAGUAUACAAAAAAACUAUUUGUCAUCUAUCAGAAAGUUAAAUGAAUAUCACAAUUCCUUAGAAUCAAAGCCAGACCAAAUAUAUGCCCCUAAUUUUUUGCAUUGCAGAGAUAGUCAGCUGCAGACUGUGUGCAUGGCAGAACAGUCAAAGCACAGUGAAACUUGUCCUCCAGGAAAUGCAGCUUCAGAGGACAGCCAAAUGCCUAAUAAUUGCUUUGUAACUUCUUUGAGAAGUCCAGUCAAACAAAUAGCAUGGGAGCAAAAACAACAAGGCUUUAUUUUAGAUAUGUCAAACUUUAAACCUGAAAGGGUAAAACAAAGGUCAUCAUCAGAAGCAAUUUCACAAACCAAAGCACUGUCUCAUUGUAAAAAUCGAAAUGUGUCAACACAUUCAACUUUUGGUGAAGGACAGUCUGGACUGGCAGUUCUAAAAGAAUUGUUACAAAAAAGGCAGCAGAAAGCACAAAAUACAAAUGUUAUGCAAGACCCAUUAUCUAAUAAAUAUCAACAAAACAAAAAUAUUUCUGGUUCCCUUGAGCAUAACAAAGCAAGUAAACGGACACGAUCGAUAACAUCUCCAAGAAAACCUCGAACUCCCAGAAGUACAAAACCUAAAGAAAAAAUUCCCAAACUUCUAAAAGCAGACUCUCUAAAUUUACAAAACUCUGGCCAGAUAGAUAACUCCCUAUCAGAUGAUAGUCCCAUCUUUUUUUCAGAUCCAGGUUUUGAAAGUUGUUAUUCACUUGAGGAUAGCUUGUCUCCUGAACAUAAUUAUAAUUUUGAUAUUAACACAAUAGGUCAGACUGGAUUUUGUAGCUUUUAUUCUGGAAGUCAGUUUGUCCCAGCUGAUCAGAACUUGCCUCAGAAGUUCCUAAGUGAUGCUGUUCAGGAUCUUUUUCCAGGACAAGCUAUAGAAAAAAAUGAGUUUUUAAAUCAUGACAACCAGAAGUGUGAUGAAGAGAAUCAUCAUGCCUCAGACUCAACCUCAUGGAUUAGAUCUGGUACUUUAAGUCCUGAACUUUUUGAGAAAUCAUCCAUAGACAGCAAUGAGCAUCAUCGCCGCAACUUGUGGAAAAAUAGCUUUCAUCCUCUAACAACUCGGUCUAAUUCAAUAAUGGAUUCUUUCUGUGUCCAGCAAGCAGAGGACUGUCUAAAUGAAAAAUCCAGAUUGAAUAGGAGUUCAGUAAGCAAAGAAGUGUUUCUUAGCCUCCCACAGCCAAGCAGUUCAGACUGGAUUCAAGGUCACCCAGGAAAGGAAAUGGAACAGUCUCUUGAUUCAGUCAAUACCUCUUUUACUACAAUACUCUCUUCCCCUGAUGGUGAACUUGUGGAUGCAGCCUCUGAAGAUUUAGAAUUGUAUGUUUCAAGAAACAAUGAUAUGUUGACAUCAACUCCUGACAGUUCACCAAGGUCUACCAGCUCUCCCUCACAAUCUAAAAAUGGCAGUUUCACACCUCGAGCUGCUCACAUUCUGAAACCCCUUAUGUCCCCACCAAGUAGGGAAGAAAUUAUGGCAACUUUGUUGGAUCAUGACCUUUCAGAAACUAUUUACCAGGAACCAUUUUGCAGUAAUCCUUCUGAUGUACCAGAAAAGCCCAGGGAAAUUGGUGGACGGCUCCUCAUGGUAGAAACUCGACUUCCAAAUGAUCUGGCUGAGUUUGAAGGAGACUUUUCCUUGGAAGGACUUCGUCUGUGGAAAACAGCUUUUUCAGCAAUGACUCAGAAUCCAAGACCAGGGUCACCCCUGCGCAAUGGCCAAGCAGUUGUCAAUAAAGGAUCAAGUAAUAGCCAUAAAAUGGUUGAAGAUAAAAAAAUUGUGAUAAUGCCUUGCAAAUGUGCCCCAAGUCGACAACUUGUUCAAGUGUGGCUUCAAGCCAAAGAAGAAUAUGAACGUUCCAAGAAACUGCCUAAAACUGAGCCACCUGGAGUUGUAAAAUCUGCUGAGAACUUCAGCUCUUUGGUUAACGAAGAUGACAAGCCUGUAGUGCCUCCAAAAAUGGAUCCAAGUCCACAUAUACUCACCACUACAACACAUACUAAGGAAGAUUUUGAUAAUUCUCAGAUUGUUUUACAAAUGCCAAGCACAGGAUGUAGUCAAACUUCAAGUGAAGGUCAGACACUGCCACCAGUUGUUGCCUCUACAAAUGAUCCUGAGAAAGAUGAAAAUGAUGAUAACUAUGUCAGUUAUAGCUCCCCGGAUUCGCCAGUAAUUCCCCCUUGGCAACAAGCAACAUCCUUAGAUUCCAGAGUAUUAAAUGGAAUUGAUAGACCUUCAUCACCAGUAAAGGAGCUAUCUUCUCUGGCUGUUGAGAACUUCUUAAAGCCAAUAAAAGAUGCUAUACAGAAUAGCCCCUGCAGUGAACCUCAGGAGCCUCUAGUGAUAUCUCCAAUUAAUGCUAGGGAAAGAACUGGGAAAUGUGAAUCACUUUGCCUUCAUAGUACCCCAAUUAAACAGAGAAAAUUUCUGGAAAAGCUUCCUGAAGCAACUGGUCUUAGCCCUUUAUCAACAGAACCAAAAACCCAGAAGUUGAGUAAUAAAAAAGGAAGUAAUACUGACACUCUUAGAAGAGUACUCUUAACAACACAAGUGAAGAAUCAAUUUGCAGCAGUAAAUACCCCAAAGAAAGAAACUUCUCAGAUUGAUGGACCAUCUUUAAAUAAUACUUAUGGUUUCAAAGUCAGCAUAGAAAACUUGCAGGAUGCAAAAGCUUUACAUGAGAUACAAAAUCUUACCCUAAUCAGUGUGGAGUUACAUGCUCGAACUAGACGAGAUUUAGAACCAGAUCCUGAAUUUGACCCAAUCUGUGCUCUGUUCUACUGCAUCUCAUCUGACACUCCACUACCAGAUACAGGAAAAACAGAACUCACGGGUGUAAUAGUGAUUGAUAAAGACAAGACAGUCUUUGGUCAAGAUAUCAGAUAUCAGACCCCAUUACUUAUUAGAUCUGGAAUUACAGGAUUGGAAGUUACCUAUGCUGCUGAUGAGAAGGCACUUUUUCAAGAAAUUGCAAAUAUAAUAAAGAGGUGUAUUCGUAACAACAAUGACAAAAUUGAGAACAGAUUUUCAGCUGAAAGAGAUGACUAUGGAUCAGAUACAAUGAGUGAGAUAAAUAUUGUUGGCCGAAUUACACUAAAUCUUUGGAGAAUCAUGAGAAAUGAGGUGGCUCUGACUAACUACACCUUUGAAAAUGUGAGCUUUCAUAUCCUUCAUCAGCGUUUUCCCCUCUUUACCUUUCGGGUCUUGUCAGAUUGGUUUGAUAACAAGACAGAUCUAUACAGAUGGAAGAUGGUUGAUCAUUACAUUAGCCGUGUCCGUGGAAAUAUCCAGAUGUUAGAACAGCUGGACCUGAUUGGGAAAACCAGUGAAAUGGCCAGACUUUUUGGCAUUCAGUUUUUACAUGUACUGACAAGGGGUUCACAGUACCGCGUGGAAUCAAUGAUGUUGCGUAUUGCUAAACCAAUGAACUAUAUUCCUGUGACACCUAGUGUUCAGCAGAGAUCACAAAUGAGAGCCCCACAGUGUGUUCCCCUAAUUAUGGAGCCUGAAUCCCGCUUCUAUAGCAACUCUGUUCUCGUUUUGGAUUUCCAGUCACUAUAUCCUUCUAUUGUAAUUGCAUACAACUACUGUUUUUCUACUUGCCUUGGUCACGUGGAAAACUUGGGAAAGUAUGAUGAGUUCAAAUUUGGCUGUACCUCUCUAAGAGUACCUCCAGAUUUACUUUACCAGAUUAGGCAUGAUAUCACAGUGUCCCCCAAUGGAGUAGCUUUUGUCAAGCCUUCAGUAAGAAAGGGUGUGCUACCGAGAAUGCUUGAAGAAAUUUUGAAGACUAGAUUCAUGGUGAAGCAGUCAAUGAAGGCUUACAAGCAAGACAGAGCCCUGUCACGAAUGCUUGAUGCACGUCAGCUAGGACUUAAGCUGAUAGCAAAUGUCACCUUUGGCUAUACAUCUGCUAAUUUUUCUGGGAGAAUGCCAUGUAUUGAGGUUGGCGAUAGUAUUGUUCACAAAGCCAGAGAGACCUUGGAACGAGCUAUUAAACUGGUUAAUGACACCAAGAAAUGGGGUGCUAGGGUUGUAUAUGGCGAUACUGACAGUAUGUUUGUGCUACUCAAAGGAGCCACUAAGGAGCAGUCUUUUAAGAUUGGUCAAGAAAUUGCUGAAGCUGUAACUGCUACCAAUCCUAAACCAGUGAAAUUGAAGUUUGAAAAGGUAUAUUUGCCCUGCGUUUUACAAACAAAAAAGAGGUAUGUGGGUUACAUGUAUGAAACACUGGAUCAGAAGGACCCUGUAUUUGAUGCAAAAGGAAUAGAAACAGUUAGAAGAGAUUCCUGCCCUGCUGUUUCUAAGAUACUUGAGCGUUCUCUAAAGCUGCUAUUUGAAACAAGAGAUAUAAGUCUAAUUAAACAGUAUGUUCAACGACAAUGUAUGAAGCUUCUGGAAGGAAAGGCCAGCAUACAAGAUUUCAUCUUUGCCAAGGAAUACAGAGGAAGUUCCUCCUAUAAACCUGGAGCUUGUGUGCCAGCCCUUGAACUUACGAGGAAAAUGCUUAUUUAUGACCGGCGCUCUGAGCCUCGAGUUGGGGAGCGAGUGCCAUAUGUCAUCAUUUAUGGGACCCCUGGAGUACCACUUAUCCAGCUAGUAAGGCGCCCAGUGGAAGUCCUGCAGGACGCAACUCUGAGACUGAAUGCCACUUACUAUAUUACCAAGCAAAUCCUUCCACCCCUGGCCAGAAUUUUCUCACUUAUUGGUAUUGAUGUCUUCAGCUGGUAUCAUGAAUUACCAAGGAUCCAGAAAGCCACCAGCUCCUCUCGAAGUGAACCUGAAGUGCGGAAAGGCACUAUUUCACAGUAUUUCACCACUUUACACUGUCCUGUAUGUGAUGACCUGACUCAGCAUGGCAUUUGUGGUAAAUGUAGGAGCCAACCACAGCAGGUUGCAGUCAUCCUCAAUCAAGAAAUUCGAGAGUUGGAACGUAAACAGGAGCAACUUGUAAAGAUAUGCAAGAACUGUACGGGUUGCUUUGAUCGACAUAUCCUGUGUGUUUCUCUGAACUGCCCAGUACUUUUCAAACUCUCCCGAGUAAAUAGAGAAUUAUCCAAAGCACCAUAUCUCCGGCAAUUACUAGACCAGUUUUAAAUUCUCAAUAUCACAGAAUUCCAGGUGCUAUUUUUUUCAGUGUUUACCACUAAACUGUUGUGCAUGGUGCUUUUUCAACUUUCAUCAAGUCAAGGAUGUUCAUUGUUAUCUGAAGACUAUGAAGACUUUUAUGCUAACUGAAUUAAAAAUUAGAAGCUCACUUCUUACAUGUACAAAUUCCUCAUUCUUUCACCUUUUUAACAUUGUUUUAUAACGCAGGUAUUGGAUUUGCUCCAGUAUGUAUACCAUCUUGUAAAGCCAUUUGAGUAUAAGAUGUUUAUUUCCCUGUGGAAGGAGCACUGAAAACCUCUUAAAGAAAAACCAUUCGUGUGUUUUCCUUGAACUGUCUGUAUCGACAUAUUACUUAGAGAUAUCCAUUCACUUUAUAAUUUUGACUGCAAAAUAUUUUGUAAAUACACUUUUUUACUUUUCAAACAGCUGAGUAAAAUAAUGUGCAAUGAAUUUUAUACAAAUGAUUUUCAAGUUGUUUGGUAUAUUUCCUCUAGGUUUUGCUUGACUCAAAGUAGAUUUGUUAUUUUGAUCAAACUGUGCAAACAAUAGUACCAUGUGUAGCAUUUUGAAACAUUAUUUUCUAAAAACCGCUGUCUUGCUUUAGCUAUUAAUGGGGCAUUGUGAGGAACUGUGCAAAGACAUUUUUGUUACAAACCUGUGGGCCUGUUGCAAUACUUUAAAAAUAAAAAAUUUUAUUCCAUUUUUGCUUGUUUUGUAUAGACAUUUCUAUUGCUUCUAAAUAUGCUUAAAAUAUUUUCUUUCCUUAUGUACUGUACAGUUAAUCUUAUUUGCCAUCAUCUUGAACACAAAAUGUGUAUUUAGAAUAUUUGUAUAACUGUAUAAAAUGAAAAAGGAACUAUGUGGUCAGUGUAUUGUUUUUUAAACUGGAAAUCAUUUUGUUUGAAAAGUUACUAAUGGAAACCAUAUUAAAAUUGAAUAAAAUAUGAAAUAUGGCA